GCAUGCGCUGUGGAGCUUUGUUACUGUUAGCUACUUUGGCCCAGUUACUAGCUACUGUAAAAAUGGCGUUAAGCAAAACCUUUGGGCAGAAACCGAUAAAAUUUCAGUUAGAGCAAGAUGGAGACUUUUACAUGGUUGGAUCAGAGGUUGGAAACUACCUGCGUAUGUUCAGGGGCUCCCUGUAUAAAAGGUACCCAUCACUCUCGAGGAGGUUAGCCUCCGUAGAGGAGAGGAAGAAAAUUGUAGCAUCAUCUCACGCCACAAGUGUGACUCUGCUGAAGGCAUCCGAAUGUGAAGAGAUCUUCGAGGGGAACGAUGAGAAGUACAAAGCUGUUUCUAUCAGCACAGAGCCACCGGCCUACCUCAGGGAGCAGAAGGCGAAGAGGAACAGCCAGUGGGUCCCCACGCUGCCCAACAGCUCCCACCACCUGGACGCCGUUCCCUGCUCCACCACCAUCAACCGCAACCGCAUGGGCCGCGACAAGAAGAGGACCUUCCCCCUGUGCUUUGACGACCACGACCCGGCGGUGAUCCACGAGAACGCGUCUCAGGCCGAGGUGCUAGUUCCCAUCCGUCUGGACAUGGAGAUUGACGGGCAGAAGCUCAGAGAUGCGUUCACCUGGAACAUGAACGGUACUGCUCCACUCUCCAUCCCCCGGGUGGAAGACUGCUUUGGAGCGACAAAGUCCAAGAAGCUGAUGACCCCGGAGAUGUUUGCAGAGAUCCUGUGUGACGACCUGGACCUAAACCCCCUGGCCUUUGUCCCGGCCAUUGCCUCAGCCAUCCGCCAGCAGAUAGAGUCCUACCCCACAGACAGCAUCCUGGACGAGCAGACCGACCAGAGGGUCAUCAUCAAGCUGAAUAUCCACGUGGGGAACAUCUCCCUGGUGGACCAGUUUGAGUGGGACAUGUCGGAGAGGGAAAACUCUCCGGAGACGUUUGCCCUCAAGCUGUGCUCCGAGCUGGGCCUGGGAGGAGAGUUUGUCACCACCAUCGCCUAUAGCAUCCGCGGCCAGCUCAGCUGGCACCAGAGGACGUACGCCUUCAGGUCUGAUUUCAGUGAGAAUCCCCUGCCUACGGUGGAGAUCGCUAUCCGCAACACAGGUGACGCCGACACGUGGUGCCCCCUACUGGAGACCCUGACGGACGCAGAGAUGGAGAAGAAGAUCAGGGACCAGGACAGGAACACCAGGCGCAUGAGACGACUUGCCAACACUGCCCCUGCCUGGUAGAGCGAAGCAGCAAUAAACUACUACAGAGCCUCUGGUCAACUAACGGUCAGCCCCAAUGGGCCCUCUGACACACACACAAACUCAACAAUAGACAUUCCACUGGUCCCUUCUUACAGCCCCCAUAAUGUUAACUAACUCUAUGCUUGGCUGUCAUGUCCUCUGGACACAGAUCCAGGACCAUUGUCACAUACCGAACUCCAUUAAUUAGAAUUACAUUUGAUCCAGGAACAGAGACUUUUGUUGAAGGAGCCUUAUCCAUUUCUAUUGAUGAAUCCCAAUCCAAGCCCCUGUAGUGGUUCAAGCCGCUACUCAUUUCUGAUGAGAUGAGGUGGUAAAUGACAGGUGCCAUGGGCAGAGUGUAUGGAUCAGUAUGAAAUGUAGCCUUUGUUGUUUCUACGGACUCACCAUCCAAGUGAGCUCAAACUGUAAUACUGCUCUGAUGCACUCGUAUCCCUCUUGAUGGACGAUGCAGAUGGAUGACUGACUGACGUGUCCGUUAAUAGAAACUAUUGUUACACUCGAGCAGACUCAACUCUUGCAAAUAAUGUAAACGUAUGUAUUGUGCUUUCUUUUUGUAAAGGUGCUGUUACUUUUAGUCAACGUUUUUGUUUUGUUUCCUUUUUUUAAUAAAAUGCCAUGUUUGUUGCUC
Messenger RNA from Coregonus clupeaformis (lake whitefish), 1881 nucleotides. RefSeq names its product SWI/SNF-related matrix-associated actin-dependent regulator of chromatin subfamily B member 1-A. Gene Ontology annotation, molecular function: transcription coregulator activity. The record is from RefSeq and is a predicted model, not a curated record. NCBI's taxonomy places the organism in Eukaryota, Metazoa, Chordata, Actinopteri, Salmoniformes, Salmonidae. Gene Ontology annotation, biological process: regulation of transcription by RNA polymerase II; chromatin remodeling. The coding region runs from base 3 to 1232 and encodes 409 amino acids. The transcript has 10 exons. Gene Ontology annotation, cellular component: nucleus; nuclear chromosome.